Molecule: messenger RNA, 4019 nt
Organism: Gallus gallus (chicken)
Lineage: Eukaryota; Metazoa; Chordata; Aves; Galliformes; Phasianidae
Gene: CYP27C1
Product: cytochrome P450 family 27 subfamily C member 1
Exons: 9
Coding region: 193-1803 (536 amino acids)
Biological process (GO): cellular response to peptide hormone stimulus; cortisol metabolic process; glucocorticoid biosynthetic process
Cellular component (GO): mitochondrial inner membrane
Molecular function (GO): iron ion binding; monooxygenase activity; oxidoreductase activity, acting on paired donors, with incorporation or reduction of molecular oxygen
Source: RefSeq, a predicted model, not a curated record
AUGCAGUAAGAGUUUGGAGUAGUGCUGCUUGUACAAGUUAAAGCAGGCAGCGAAGAAAGAGCAACCAAAAAAAAAGCAUCUGCGGGGAAAAAAAAAAGAAAAAAGAAAAAGAAAAAAAAAAAGAAAAAGAGAGAAAAAGAAAAAAGAAAAAGAAAGAAAAAAAAAAAAAGUGGACCUUCCUGAACUUAAGACAUGUCUUUCCUCACGCGAGUUCUUGAAUCCGAGAGGACUUACUUCCAGCACGCGCUUUUUGUCAGCAGGUUUCACCAGGCGCCCGGGCUGUCGGGCAGUCAGUCCCUGGAGGUGCGGAGCGGCGCGGAGAACAAAGCGGCGCGGCCGGGGGAGCUGCUGGAGCCCUCCCCGCAGCUGGGCAGGGUGAAGAGUCUGCACGAAAUGCCCGGACCCAACACCCUCUACAAUCUCUACGAGUUCUUCUGGAAGGACGGCUUCGGCCGCAUUCAUGAGAUCCAGCAAAAACACACUCAGGAAUAUGGAAAGAUCUUCAAGUCUCACUUUGGUCCCCAGUUUGUUGUAUCCAUUGCAGAUCGAGAUAUGGUUGCUCAAGUGCUCCGGUCAGAAGGUAGAGCACCACAGAGAGCUAACAUGGAAUCGUGGCAGGAAUACAGAGACUUACGAGGAAGAGCUACAGGACUAAUUUCAGCAGAGGGGGAACAGUGGCUAAAAAUGAGAAGUGUAUUGAGGCAAAAAAUUCUGAAACCCAAAGAUGUGGCAGUUUACUCUGGAGGAGUCAAUGAAGUUAUCACAGAUUUAAUUAAAAGAAUCUACACCCUCAGAAGUCAAGAGGAAGAUGGGGAAACAGUGACCAAUGUUAAUAAUCUUUUCUUCAAGUACUCGAUGGAAGGUGUGGCUACUAUUCUGUAUGAAUGCAGGUUGGGCUGCCUGGAAAACAACGUCCCACAACAGACUGUUGAAUAUAUCGAGGCUCUGGAGUUGAUGUUCAGUAUGUUUAAGACCACUAUGUAUGCAGGUGCUAUUCCCAGAUGGCUUCGACCAUUUAUUCCAAAACCCUGGAGAGAGUUCUGCAGAUCCUGGGAUGGACUCUUCAAAUUUAGUCAAAUCCAUGUUGACAACAAACUGAAGUCUAUUCAGUCUCAACUGGACCAAGGAGAAGAAGUGAACGGUGGGCUGCUUACGUACCUCCUCAUGAGUAAGGAGCUUACUUUGGAGGAGAUUUAUGCCAAUAUGACUGAAAUGCUCCUGGCAGGAGUGGACACAACUUCUUUUACUUUGUCCUGGGCAAUAUAUAUGUUGGCAAAGCACCCUGAGGUUCAACAACGUGUUUACGAGGAAAUAAUCAAUAAGUUGGGGAAAGACCAAGCUCCCGUUGCUCGUGAUGUGCCCAAAUUGCCUUUGAUUAGAGCUGUGCUGAAGGAAACUCUGAGGUUAUAUCCAGUAUUGCCAGGAAAUGGAAGAGUGACCCAGAAAGACUUGGUUGUUGGAGGAUACUUAAUACCUAAAGGGACACAGCUGGCACUCUGUCAUUAUACUACUUCAUACAGCGAAGAGAAUUUUCCAAUGGCCAAUGAGUUCCGACCCGAGCGCUGGCUGCGGAAAGAUAAUUUGGACAGGGUAGACAAUUUUGGUUCCAUCCCCUUUGGUUAUGGCAUUCGAAGUUGUAUUGGAAAAAGAGUUGCAGAACUGGAAAUUCAUCUUGCACUGAUUCAGUUGCUUCAGAAUUUUGAGAUUAAAAUUUCUCCCAAAACUGAACCAGUUCAUGCCAAAACCCAUGGACUUUUGACUCCUGGAGGCUCCAUCAAUGUGAGAUUUUCUGACAGAAAAUGAGACUGAGAUAUUUUGGAAAUACUUGUGUGAUUUUCAGGGGAACAGGCUUGCAUCUAAUGGACGUUUGAUCAUAACAUGUUCUCUGGUUUGUAGUUUCUUCACGAUACGACCAAGUAUUAUGUUCUGCCUUAUACCUAGCAGCACAUAACAAAAGUUACCUCUCUUGUAAUUGAUAAUUACACAUUUGAAGAUACAUGCUAAAACAGUUCCUUCUUGCACUGGGAUUCUCCUACUUGUAUUUCAAGCUGUAGCAGCACGUGUUGAAAGAAAAAAGUAUAACUCAGACAUGUUUUUGUCAUUCAGUGAUUUUGUUACACUAUUUUAUAGUAAAAGCCAGUUAUUCUUGUGAGUUAUUAGAGAACAAGAUAAUUGUUAUCUGGUAUAUACAAAUUAGCUGCAUUUAGGAGUUCGUGUUUUUGUUUCUUGUCCUCCAAGAGUGUUGAAAUUUUUAAAGAAUAUAACAUUAAAAAUUCAGUAAUUUUCUCUUGUCUGUAAAAACAUUUACACUACAUGUAUUUGAAAUAUUAACACAGUAAUAUGAAAUGUAAAGAUUGAAAAAAACAAUUUGCAUCAGUUUUAGUCUCAAAAUUCAAAAACAAUUUACAACUUAUCUCGAAGUGUCCAUAAAAUGUUGCCAUAUGAUUUCCUUAAAAAAAAAAUUGUAAAUUUCAACAGUGCAUUGUAGAGUUAUGAACCUAGACCAUGUUUUUAUCACCAAAGCAAAUGCUGAGUGGAAUAGCACAAGCCACUUUCACUGUUCUAGCUACUAUUAUGCCAAAAUCAACUGUAAAUAAGAAAAAUGAAGAAGUUGUUACAUUUUUAUCAUUUGAUGAAAAUACUACUAUUAAAUAUCUUCACAGUUCUUCAGCAGUAAGAACUGGGAACUUCCCAUUGUAGUGUGCUGAACUCAUAGGCAGGUACACAGUUGCAUGCUAUAAGAUGGGAAUGUGACUACUGAGGUAUUUGAAGGCUUUUAAUAUUUUUUUUUUCCUGGUGUCCAUUAUGAAAUGUGGACAACAGAAAUAUUUUUGGUUUUACUUUAUUUUUUCCGUAACAGCUAACAGAGAAGUCUCUUGCAUGAGAUUUCAGUCUUCAGAUAGAUUUUCAUGUCUCUGUACACUAAUCUUACAUUCUCUUUUUGAGAGAAACCUUAUAGCUUGGGACCAUGUUGUGCCUUGAACAACACUCAGACCUGCCUAUCCUAACAUGAUAUUAUCUAUAUGAUAAUGUAUAGUUAACUGUUUACAUGUCAGGCUUUGACUGUUGUUUGUGAGGUAGUUUACAUACUGAUAAUCAUGGAUAUCCAGAUGUGCCAAGAUAAAACUUGUGUAACUCAGUAUUUAAAAUGACAUUUUUCUUUUCCCAUUUAACUAUGAAAUGGCAAAGGUAAGUUAUGAAUGAAAUAAUACAUCUUAAUGAAAAUGGUAUACAUGAUAUUUCAUGUAGCUAACCAUUACAGUCAUAUUUUUUGUAAUGCUUUGAUUAGUUUUUGUAGUGGACUUUCAAGGUCUUGACAGAAGAAAAAUAUGCCUUUAAAAUAAUAAUAGUCAACAAAGUUGAUUUCAUCUGUGGGAAGAUUAAAUGUUUACAGGGCUUUAAAAUGUUGGUACUGCAUUGAGGAUAUACAUGCAUACUACAGGAUAAGCAGGUAAUCUCUAGAAGUUUUUUUUUUUUUUCUUGAAUGAGCUGGCAUUCUGAUGGUUUGUUGUUGUUGUUGUUGUUUUUGUUAUUUCUUUUUCUCCAGGAAUUCACAUUAUUUGAAUUUAUUUUCUGUUCCAUUGUUAUUUCUCAUGUGAGGUAGAAUGGAGAGUAUUUGCCAGAGCCAACUGAUAUCUGGCAUCUGGAAAGGGGAUGUUUUUUGCAAAGGUUUGUGCAGUCAGUGAGUUGAAUAUUUGUCUUCAUAACUGCCAUUUCAUGUUGAUCUGAGGACCAAAGCCCCAAACCCUAAAUCCAGAUAUUUGAUUCCUUAUAGGGUCUUUUUUUUUUUUUCUUGCAUUGUCAUAGCAUUUUUGGAAGCACCAACCAUUGCUAUGUUGCAGUAUUUUCUGCUUGAUACCAGUUGCUAACUAAUGCAUCACUGUAAAACAGGAAAGAGGCAUUCUAAAGUGCUCUUGAAAGGAUUUCAGUAUUUUCAUGAAAACCUGUAAUUUGUGUUAACAGAGCAUCUACCCAUGUAAGUUGUCUUUUUUUACAUAAUAAAGUAUUUAUACAGAAUA